UUGUUCCCACAAAUUUAAGAAUUCAGCCUCAAAAACUUUUAAGUCCAACUUGCUAUUUUGAAGUGGAAGUCAUGUUUCUGGACGAUUUUGGAAACCCAUUGGAGGCCACUCCCGAGAAUCUGCACACUUAUUCUUACGAGCUGCAUGGCACCAAGCUGCUGACAUCGGCGGACCAGGAGUUCUAUUUGCCGCCAAAGUGGCAUGGCACUAUUUACAGCACUGAGGAAUUAUUGCGCACUUACAGGAACCGGUUCAAUCCGGAUCCCACACUGCUGACCUUCCACGCGAUGGAGCCCUACGAGCCGGAGUUCAUCUGCUGCCAGAGGAAGGUUGUGGAGCUGACCGUCUUACCGGCUGGCCAAAGCCUCUACAGCGACAAGGAGAUUGUGGUCUUCCUGAUCAAGCAGCCCUCCCAGGAGAAGAACCUGCUCGUCCUCAAGGAGCUGGGCACCGAGCUGAACUUCUUCCCGCAGCACCACCACUACCACGCCCGCAUCAUGGACGAGGGCAUCGACGAGGUCUACGUGGACGACUCGAUCUACAAGAGUGCCUCGCCCAGCAGCUACCAGCACCAGCGGCUCUACAACCUGAUCAGGAACAUCCAGCCGGGAGCCGUGCUGAGCCUCUCGGGAGCCGCCUUGCCCGACGCCCUACGCUCCGCCUGCAGGAAACCUUCCCACGGAGUCCGGCUCCACAACUAAGGAGCUCCUCCUGCCGGAAGUCACAGCCCCACAACAUGCACAGUCCGGAUUAAUAAACUCUGCGACUGCAAAAGA
Drosophila ficusphila is the source of this 776-nucleotide messenger RNA. RefSeq lists its product as uncharacterized. The transcript has 4 exons. NCBI's taxonomy places the organism in Eukaryota, Metazoa, Arthropoda, Insecta, Diptera, Drosophilidae. The record is from RefSeq and is a predicted model, not a curated record. Bases 72 to 701 code for a protein of 209 amino acids.